Messenger RNA from Orussus abietinus, 2001 nucleotides. RefSeq names its product adenylyl cyclase-associated protein 1 (gene capt). Gene Ontology annotation, biological process: regulation of adenylate cyclase activity; cell morphogenesis; cytoskeleton organization. The transcript has 8 exons. Bases 178 to 1698 code for a protein of 506 amino acids. Gene Ontology annotation, cellular component: cytoplasm. Gene Ontology annotation, molecular function: adenylate cyclase binding; actin binding. The record is from RefSeq and is a predicted model, not a curated record. Lineage: Eukaryota; Metazoa; Arthropoda; Insecta; Hymenoptera; Orussidae.
GAGGAAUACACGAGGAAUACCGUUAAUGACGCGUCCCCCUGUCUCGACUCUCCUACCCAACGGAGUAAAAGUGGGAUCGCGCAGGAGUUUAAAAAGGAGAUCGCGCGAAUCGAUCGAGUCAGUCACCGUUCAUUGGAUAUCGCCGGGUCCGCAGUCCUUCCGGGACGGAGAUUCGUCAUGCCGCACGCGGAACCGCGACGUUGCGAUUCCGGAACGUUUCCGGACGCCUACGAAGACUUGUUGAACCUUUGGAAAAGUCGCUGCGAGACCGAGGAUCGAGAGGGACACCUCGAGGACCUGGUGAUCCGCCUGGAGAAGGUGACGAGGCGCCUGGAGAAGGUGCCCCCCGAGACCCAGGAGGCGGCGGUUCAGGCGAGGUCCCCCCCCUCGCCGCCCCGGGCGGUCGGCGAAGCGGUCGGCAUGUCCGUCGCGGGAUACCGGGACGUCGUCGCCGGGCCGGUACAGCGGUACCUCGAGCUCAGCCGGAAGAUCGGCGGCGAUGUCGCCGCCCACGGUGACCUGGUCGAGGAGGCCUUCCGGAUCCAGCUGCAGUUCCUCCAGACGGCGUCCAGCCGGCCGGCCCCGUCCAGCCAGUCGGAGCACGUCUCCCUGCUGGCGCCGACCUCGACCCAGAUCCAGCGGAUCCAGGAGUUCCGCGAGAAGCAUCGUGGCUCGGCGUUCUUCAACCACCUCUCGGCCGUCAGCGAGAGCAUCCCUGCUCUGGGAUGGGUCGCGGUCUCGCCCGCCCCGGCUCCCUACGUCAAGGAGAUGAACGACGCGGGGCAGUUCUACACCAACCGCGUCCUCAAGGACUGGAAGGAGAAGGACAAGACUCACGUCGAGUGGUGCAGAGCCUGGGUGCAGACCCUGACCGAUCUCCAACAGUUCGUCCGUCAGCACCACACCACGGGCCUGGUGUGGGCCAAGGGCGGAACGGUCCCCCCGGCCCCACCAAUGGGAGUCCCGCCGCCGCCCCCGCCCUCCAUGCCGAUGGGCGACGUCGCGAGCCUCGCCAUCGGCGACGACAGGAGCGCCCUCUUCGCGCAGAUCAAUCAAGGGGAGGGAAUCACGAGAAGUCUGAAGAAGGUCACUUCCGAGAUGCAGACGCAUAAAAACCCUUCCCUGAGGACCGGACCGGCCCCCUUCAAGGCUACGGUGGUCAACGAGGUGGGGACGGGUCUACCCGGGAAGACCGUCCCGCCCGCUAACGCGCCCAUCGACAAACCCCCCGUGUUUACUCGAGAUGGUAAAAAAUGGUUGGUGGAGUAUCAAAAGGGCAACAGGGAUCUGCUCGUGGAAAACGCGGAGAUGAAUAACGUCGUCUACGUGUACCGAUGCCAGGACAGCACCCUCGUUAUAAAGGGCAAAGUCAACUCCGUGGUAAUGGAUUCCUGUCGCAAGUCGUCCGUUGUCUUCGAUUCGCUGGUCUCCAGCAUCGAGUUCGUAAAUUGCCAAAGCGUGCAAAUGCAGGUGCUGGGAAAGGUGCCGACGAUCUCGAUCGACAAGACCGACGGCUGUCAGAUGUACCUCAGCCCGGAGUCCCUGGACGUGGAGUUCAUCAGCAGCAAGUCCAGCGAGAUGAACGUCAUGGUGCCUAAAGGAAACGGCGAUUACUCGGAGUACCCGAUCCCGGAGCAGUUCAAGACCACCAUCGGCAAGAAGGGCCUCAGCACGACCGCGGUGGACUCUUUGGGCUAAAUCGGAGCUGGGUCGAGGGAGCUCCGUGUCGUCCGUAGCCUACGAUAUCGCGAACCCCUUAACAUUUCACAGCUACGUGUACGCCGCUCGCUCUAACGAUAUUAAUCCUAAAGGGAAUUUUCACUGACCUAUCGUUAUUUAUUAUCUUUUUUUCUAAUACGAUGCUCAACGCCGAGGGACGUCUCCGUCAACGUAAGAACGCGUAGUCGGGCGCGGGGACCGACCAUUCUUCCUUUUCUACGGACUGGAGAGACUAAUUGUAACGAGUGAAGUAAACUUGGACGGGGUGCCACUCCGAACUUC